AUGAAAGACUUCAUGAUGAAUUCAGAUUUUCAUGAUAUUGGUAGUGUUGGGCCAAGAUUUACUUGGUGUAACAACAAAGAGGGUACCUCUCGGAUUUGGGAGAGAUUGGACAGAUGUAUAGUGAAUUCGGCGGCUAUUCAGAAGCUUCCUUUAGUAGUUAACAGACAUCUGGCUAGGAUGGCGUCUGACCAUUGUCCUAUUGCUAUUAAGAUGGAAGAAGGGAUGCGGUUUAAGUCGAAGACCAUUAAGUUUGAAGAUACGUGGAGAUCCUAUCCUGCAGCUAAGAGCAUUGUUUAUCAUUCUUGGAAAAAGAAUGAUUUUGGUGAUGAUUAUACGGUUCUACAAAGGAAGCUUAGUCGUACAUUGAAAGCUUUAUUUUUUUGGAGCAAAAACAAAUGCAAAGACUUGAAUGUGUUGAAGGAGAAAUUGAAGAAGGAAAUCCUUGAUUUGCAAAAUAAGGAAGCAUUGGGUAUUAAUUGGUCUGCUGAAGACCUUUUCGAACUUAGAAGCAAAGUACAUGAAUUCAAUGUUACUUUGAGAAGACUUUCUACUUGGUGGAACCGAAGAGCUAAGGCUAGGUGGCAUGAGGAAGGUGAUACAAAUUCCAAGCUUUUCCAUAGCUUUGCCAUGGCUAGAAGGAAUGGGAAUCGUAUUUUUUAA
Dendrobium catenatum is the source of this 660-nucleotide messenger RNA. RefSeq lists its product as uncharacterized. The record is from RefSeq and is a predicted model, not a curated record. The transcript has a single exon. Bases 1 to 660 code for a protein of 219 amino acids. Lineage: Eukaryota; Viridiplantae; Streptophyta; Magnoliopsida; Asparagales; Orchidaceae.